CAAUGUAAUGGCUAGCGUUAGGCCUACCUCGGGUUAGGUUUUGGACUAAUUUCGGUUGUUAUUCUUGAACUGGUUAAAGUAAUUGUGGAAGAAAUCUGGACAAAAAUGGGGCGUACCUGUAAAGUUGUUGUCUGUGGGAGCUCUUGCGUCGGAAAGACGGCAUUGCUGGAGCAGGCUAUCUUCGGAAAUCAUGUGAUAGGAAAUCAAAACUCCAUUGCCACGAUAGAGGAUAUCUAUGUAGCUUCUGUGGAGUCCAACAGAGGAGUGAGGGAACGUGUACGCUUCUACGACACCAGAGGCCUUGAUCCAAAGACCAACCCGGAACUUCCUAAGCACUACUUUGCCAUAGCAGACGGCUUCAUUCUCGUGUACAGUAUCACCAGCUCAGAGUCCUUCCAACAGGUGCAACUCCUCAAGAAGGAGGUUGAUAAGAUCAGCAAGGAGAAAGACAAGAGAGAAGUUUCCUUAAUAGUUGUUGGUAACAAAGCAGAUUUGUACAAGGAGAGACAAGUAGAGUACGACAUGGUGUGCGCUUGGGCUCAAAAGGAGAAAGUCCCACUGUAUGAGGUGACAGUAGCCAACAGGAAAGUGUUGAUGGAACCCAUCGUAGCUUUGACGUCUAAGCUCACCCUACCUAUUGUUAAAUCUAGUUUUCCACUACGCAUCAAGCCCAAGCAGAUGACAAGUACAGCCUCUCAUGAUGUUUAACCCAAGCCAGACGCACCGUUAGGGAUUAUGACAUUGCUUGUGUCCGCUUUUGACAUCAGGGGCCUGUUUUGAGGGGCCAUUCUAUCCAACUGCUGGUUGCACCCCAAAGUGAAGGAAUUUAGCCCAUUUGCCACCCCUCUGUACAUUUUGAGCAUUUCCUUCUGGCAGUGGUCAGGAUGCAUUAGAAUUGAAAGUUAUUUUUUAUUUCAGUUCAGUUUGAAAACAACACGUAACAGUUUCUCACGUUGUGAACCUGAGACACACAAAAAACAGGACUCAACUGAGCUUUUACAGCGGAUUAUUACAAUCAAGAGGCUGUUUGAGAAAUUAACGCCACAUCUGAAUUACUUGAUUGUGGCUUGAAUGUACACACAAGCCUAGGGUAGAAAGGCUGCAGCCACUUCCUGUAGAGGUGUGUGCAAUUCCGAGCCAUAGCCAAGAAAUUCAUACACAGGUGUAUUUUUGGCACAUAUAAUUGAGAUCCCCAUUAAUAUAAUGGCUGUAUAUACUGUAAAUAUUUACACGACUAUGGCAUUAACCAGUUUAUUUUUGUUCUUUUAAGACUGUGUCCUUUAACACAGCGUCUACAUAAUUGUUAAGCAUGCAGUCAAGAAAAACACUGAAUUGAAUGUGCAAUAAAGCAGUGAAGUCUUUUAUUCUCAAGGCAUAAUUGUAAAAAUUUAUUCAUUUUUCAGUACAAACUGUCUUUAAUUCUUGCUGCUCUGAAAGUAGUACAUAUUCACAUCAAGUUUACAAGUUUUUUUUUUUUACUUUUCUACACUGGUAUAAUGAAAAAGGUUUCAUCCAUGGUUGUGAAUGGUACCACUCAAAUGACAUUAUGAGGUGUGCACUAAGCAAAAUGCCAAAAUAAUCGGUGCUGGAAACGCUACAUAAGUUCGUUAACUGUCACAUUAAAGACCACAACAUUAUUCUAUAAGUCAGUUACAGGUUUUGCUUGUAACUGAAACUGUUUUGAAGUACACUUGUUUGUAACUUGCCUUCUUUAAAUUGAAAACUCCAACACUCAUUUCCAGCCUACUGUGCACAGAGGCAGCUUCUGUUUGCAUUUCAUUAUUUUGUCAGUGUAUUUGACUAAAUAACUUGAUUUUAUCAUUAACAAAAUUCAAGCAAGCUGCAGCCAUGGAAAAUAAAUAAAAGCCACGCAAACAAGCAGGUUUCCGAACCUGUCUAUUCCUAACGUGGAGAUGGGGCUGUGAAAGUGAAUACUGGUAACGCCAAAACUUUGAAAAAGCUGCUUAUGUCACUGGUGCGCAGAAACAGGCAUAUUCUCUUUAAAGGUAGCUCAAUUUAAUAAUGCAUGAUUAUUGUCAUAGUAAGACAGUGCAGCCAUUUUGGUAUUGUUCCCUGAAGUCAUGGCAGUGAUCACACCAAUGAUUCUUCUGGUACACAACAGCCGUCAGAGUGUCUCCAAUCCCUUAUUCAAGUUGCACAUCAAAAACGGCCGAGUCUAAAAAAGGCAAUGUUCCUUAUUGCCAACAUUCAAAAGGUACCCAAAUUGAAUACGGGCCUAAGUCUCGUUAACCGGACCAGAAGUAUAUAGUAUACAGUUACUAAUGCUGGUAACUGUUGACCUUGUACAUUAUCCAAAACAAGCAUUUUUGUGCUGUUGAAACACCCCUCCAUUCUGUCCAUUUUGAACCAAAGAUCAAAAGGUCAGAGUUUACCCAGUGAGACACUGACACUUGUCCAUCGAUAUUCCCCCCAACUGAUGGGCUAAUACUCAUCUUUGAAUCACCUGUUUCACUUAAAAACUAAACAAAACUUACACUGAGCCCAAAUAACACUUGUGCUUGCUUUUUAAGCAUCAAUGACACUUUUUCUACAAUUUGAUUUUAAGUGAUAAACCUCUCAAUUUUUGUUACAUUACUUUAAGUGGAUAGUUCAGGAUAACAUACUUAAACAUUCACUUCAUACCGUAGCAUCCUUGUUCAUUUAUGUAUGCUUUUGAAUAACAUUUCAUGAAUAAAAAUUAACAAAAUUAAAGGAA
Acanthaster planci (crown-of-thorns starfish) is the source of this 2716-nucleotide messenger RNA. RefSeq names its product NF-kappa-B inhibitor-interacting Ras-like protein 2. Gene Ontology annotation, biological process: Ral protein signal transduction; negative regulation of canonical NF-kappaB signal transduction. Gene Ontology annotation, molecular function: GTP binding; GTPase activity; GTPase activating protein binding. NCBI's taxonomy places the organism in Eukaryota, Metazoa, Echinodermata, Asteroidea, Valvatida, Acanthasteridae. The record is from RefSeq and is a predicted model, not a curated record.